AGCUCAGGGAGAGAAGCCCAGCCAUUCCCCAACCAAGCCACAGCAACACAGCACACACACACAGGAGGAGAGGAAACCCUGUGUUUUGGAGUUCGAGAGAGAGAGAGAGAGAGAGAGAGAGAGAGAGAGAGAGAGAGAGAGAGAGAGAGAGAGAGAGAGAGAGAGAGAGAGAGAGGGGAAUCACAAAGAGACAUCCUUCCUGGAAACCCCACACCUCUCAGUGGCAGCGUUCUCGGGGCUGAUAGGGACUUUCAUUUCACAAGUGUGUGUGUGUGUACUCAAGGCUGCAUUCACUGGGCUGGACCUCUUUUUUUUCGUAUCAGCCUUGUUUUUCAUCCAACUUGAUCAGCAGCAGCAGCAGCAGCAGCAGCAGCAGCCGGCAAAACAGACAAACAGACAGACUGAACUGAAGCCAUGUCCACUUCACUCCUGAGGAGAAACUCCAGCAAACAAGGACUACAGAAUCUGCUGAGGGUGACGGCCCAAAGGAGCAUCGAGGAUGCGGAGGAGAUUGAGCGGGAGAGGAGGCGGCGGGCCAGGGAGAAGGUCAGGGCCCAGAACGGCUCAGCGGGGUCCGCAGACAGCCAGCACAGUGCUGGAUACACGCUGGAAGAUGACGUCUGUGACAGCGAGUUCAAGCCGGUGAGUCACUCGGCUGUGGAGGAGGACGAGGGCUUCAGCGAUUGGACCCAGAGGCUGGAGAAGCGUCGGCAGAAGCGCAUGGAGGAGCAGGCCCCCAAUGCGGAGGAGACCAGCACCAACCCCAGUCCUUGCCCAAGCCCCAGCCCCAGCUCCAGCUCCAGCACCAGCACCAGCUCUAGACUCAACGGCGUGACCAGGCAGUCCAGCAGCACCAGCGUCUCCAUCCUGACGUCUGGCUACAGAUCGUAUCAGAAUGGAGAUAAUCAGCAGCAGCAGGAGGAGGAAGAGGGGGGAUGGGGCUGGAGAAAGCAAACAGACCAAGAGGAGGCCAAGGAGAGAGCGCCGACGACGAAACACAAGGACUGGGAUAGAGAGAAGUGGGGGAGAGGAGGAGCAGAGGCAGAGGCCAAAAAGCAGACACAUCAUCAGGUGGACGUCAGGAAAAUGGGAGCAGAGUGCAAAGUGCAGGGAGAGGAACGCAAAAAGCCACUGAAAAUUUCGUACACAUCCAAGCUUGUCCUGCAGCAGGAAGUGAAGCAUGUCAAUGGACUGACAGAUGGAGGGGACGUGACAUCAUACACAACCAUAUCUAAAGUUACACCACGGGCCGAGAGCCUGGCGGAGGAAGAGGAGGUGCAGGAGGCCAUGCAGGAGCGCGACGCCAAGCUGCAGAGCAUCCGGCUGAGCCACCAGCAGAAGGAGCAGCAGGAGAUUGAGGAGCUGCGGCAGCGAGGAGCCGACGCCCAGGAGGAGCUGGAGGAGCUGAACAGGAGACGGGAGGAGCGCCGCCGCACCCGCGAUCAGGAGGACAGGAGGCGCGAGGAGGACGAGCAGGACAGGCAGGCCAGAGAGGAGGAGGAGAGGCAGAGAAUGAGGGAUGAUAUUGAGAGGAGGAGAAUGGAGGCCACAGAGAAAAGGAUGAAGCGUCUGAGCACCUCCAGUGCUGAGGAGGAGCCCUUCAGCCCCCUCAGCCCCAAGAGCCCCUCCUUCAAGAAUGAGUGUGAGGAGAGGGUGACCACAGAGAGUGCGUGCUCGAUUACAGAGAGAACCGAGUCUUUGAACCGCUCCCUUAAGAAAAGUAACAGCCUGAAAUCAGCUCAGCCCCCCAUCCCCAUCUCCAAGAUUGACAACAGGCUGGAGCAAUAUAAUCAAGCUAUUGAGAUUUCCUCAAAGGAAGCCAAAGCGUCCAAGCAGGCUCUGAUGGAGAUCGCCAGUCCCCCAGAGCCAGUGGCUUCCAAGAAGAACCUCUUCGAGGCUGGAGAUGCCUGGAACCAGAAUGCCACCAAGACGACUCCAUCCAAAGAUGCAGAGGAACUGAAGGUGGGCGUGGCUGACAUAAUCAACAAAUGGGGAAAGGGCGAAGGUGAUGGGAGUGCCAAGGGUUCACCCAACAAGCCAGCGGAAGUGAAAGCAGGUGAUGUAUUGAACAAGAAGAACCUCUGGGAGAACCUAGGAGACCCAUCCGGAAACGGAUCAGGACCAAAAAACUCUCCUUGUGGCAAGAAGUAUAAAUUUGUUAAGACUCGACAUGGAAAAUAUGAAAAGAUUGCCAUUGAUGAUGAUGAAUACACACUUGGGAAAUCAGGUGAGGACCUGGACCUAUGAAGAAAUAGACCGACAGCAGAUCCAGUUAUUCAAAGACAACAUGACAACUCUAAUCCCAAUCGGCCAAUUAAAAUGAGACAUUCCCCUGUCCGUCAUGCUUUGUUUCUUAAGUCAUUCUAUCAUUUUAAUUAUUUGCUAUGUAUCGUUUGAUAAUGCCAAUCUAUUUUCAUUUAAGCAUUACUAGAUUUGUUGUCAAUAGGUUUGUUUUGUAUUUAUGAUUUCAGUGUUGUAAUUUGUAUUGCCCCAUUGAAUUUCAAAGUACCACUGAAAAGUAUUUAAGACACAUCUAAUGUCUUACAGUAAAUGUUACAAGACCUUCAGGAAUAGAUAUUGAGGGCAGUAAACUUGGAAUAAGCAUGGUUUGUCCUCCAUUAUGUUUGUGUCUGUCUGAAAGCCUGCAAUGUUUUGUUAAUGUGAAUGGACAGCUAGCUACUUCUUUUGUUUGUUUUUGUUUUGCACUGCAUGUGGAUUUCAGGAAUAUGGGCCAAGUGGUUCUCAGCCACAGACAAAGACAUUAUUUAGACUGCCUGACUUACAUAACACUUACAUUACACUUACAUUAUACAUUUUAAUAUAGUCAUACCAGUACAAAUCAUUCUUAACGUAUGCAGCAAAUGGUAGUUUAGCAGUACCAUAGGUACCAUACAAAGACAGUAGCCAAGAGCUGAGAAAGAAGUCAUCGCGAACGCUAAAAUUAGUCUUGUAUACUGUAUUUAAUACACGGAUAUUAAUAAAGUUGGUAUAUAUCUACAGCUAUAAUUAUAGUUUCCAAAAGCUGGCACUGCUUGGUCUCACACUUGCUCAGUAUGUCAUAGCCCCUUCAGACAAUCGUUUCUUCCUCUACAUUCUCUUUACGUAUACACAUGUAUGUGAAGGCAGUAGAGAUGCUUGUUUUUUGUAUUGCGAUCAAGGAAAUUGCGCAUAAAAAACUUUUAAUACAAAAUGUUUGAGUUCAA
Engraulis encrasicolus (European anchovy) is the source of this 3203-nucleotide messenger RNA. RefSeq names its product lymphocyte-specific protein 1-like. Lineage: Eukaryota; Metazoa; Chordata; Actinopteri; Clupeiformes; Engraulidae. Gene Ontology annotation, molecular function: myosin binding; actin binding; calmodulin binding. Bases 415 to 2247 code for a protein of 610 amino acids. The transcript has 14 exons. The record is from RefSeq and is a predicted model, not a curated record. Gene Ontology annotation, biological process: muscle contraction; signal transduction.